GAGCUAAGUUGCUGCGGCGUGGAGCGGCCUAACGACUGGCACGAGAUACCUUGGAUCAACCUCGACUUUCUCAACGAGGAGUCGCUCGUCGUCAUGAAAUUGGCAGGCACGGACGGAAAGAUCCUGCCGCCUGUGUCACCGUAUUCGUGCUGCACGCCGCGUGUGCUUGCCGCCUGCUAUCACGAUCCUCUGCAGCAGGUUGAGUGGCGCGGCGCGUGGGCGGCGGGAUCUCCCUUACCAAGCGCAUCGUUGCACACGCGGGGCUGCGCGGAGGCUAUCCGCGCGCCGCUCGCCCGCGCUCUGCUCGGUCUGCAAGUCUUCAACGUCCUCGUGCUGUUGCUACAGUUCAUUAUAGUGAUCCUGGCGCAGCUGCUGCGGACGAGCGCUAUCGAGGCGGUGUUGAGCGGCGACUUCGACGGCUUGGGUCGCGGCUGGCUGCUGGGCACGCUCGGACCCACAGAACGCGCUUCCCUGAUAACGAAAGCGGAGGCGUACGUAAGUGCGCGUGCGGAGAUCUCGUACCGACGCGUGCCGCGUACAUACGCACACUACAGCUAGCGGUAAUCAUUGAAUCAGACGGUGUAUAUUUUCAGUUUUGUAAAUAUAUUAAUUAUAACGACAGGUAAUGUAAUAAAUAAAACAAAUAUUAAUCAAUGCAAGGCUUUA
This is a messenger RNA of Papilio polytes (common Mormon), 666 nucleotides long. RefSeq lists its product as uncharacterized. The record is from RefSeq and is a predicted model, not a curated record. The coding region runs from base 94 to 558 and encodes 154 amino acids. The transcript has 6 exons. Lineage: Eukaryota; Metazoa; Arthropoda; Insecta; Lepidoptera; Papilionidae.